Molecule: messenger RNA, 2453 nt
Organism: Siniperca chuatsi (mandarin fish)
Lineage: Eukaryota; Metazoa; Chordata; Actinopteri; Centrarchiformes; Sinipercidae
Product: Fc receptor-like protein 5
Exons: 5
Coding region: 147-893 (248 amino acids)
Biological process (GO): cell surface receptor signaling pathway
Molecular function (GO): transmembrane signaling receptor activity
Source: RefSeq, a predicted model, not a curated record
UAAUUAUUUGCACUGUAAAAAUCUGCUUUGGAGGACACAGCAAUGGCUCAUCUUCACUUCUGCUGGUUUUAGUUUUGUUUUUGGUGAUUUCAUUUGAAGUCAGGAUGUGGGCUGACUACUGGCUUUAAAGAAGACAUUGAGACAGGAUGGAGAUCACCUCACUCUGCCUAAUGCUCUCCGCACUGAACAUCUAUCCCAACAGAUCUCAGUUCUUCUGGUAUGACUCCAUCACUCUGACCUGUGCAGUGGCGGGAUACUCUUGUGGCUGGACAUUCAAGAGAAACACCUCCUCUCAGACUUCUGAACCAUGCAGCUCCGGCUGGGGGAUACCACAUGAGUCCUCCUGCACCAUUGAGGAUGCCUAUCCAGCAGACACUGGAGUGUACUGGUGCGAGUCUGAGCACGGGGAGCGCAGCAACACCGUUAACAUCACCGUGACUGGUAACUCCAAAUAUGGUGUUGUGAUACUGCAGAGCCCUGCUCUUCCUGUGACAGGAGGCGAUAACGUAACACUUCUCUGUUCCUACAAAGAAGAAAACCACAGAAAACCCACUUCCGAUUUCCCUGCAAAGUUCUACAAAGGUGAUGUUUUCAUUGGGACUGAACCUGCAGGAAACAUGAGCUUCUUGACUGUUUCCAUGUCUGACGCAGGUUUCUACAAGUGUGAACACCCAACGAAGGGAGAGUCACUACAGAGCUGGCUGGCUGUUAGAGCAGUCAGAGAUGAUCCUCCUCCUCUUCUCAUGUCUGUGCCCAGGCUGGUGUGUACCAUCCUGCUGAUUGUCCUCUACACUGUCAUGCUUAUAGUGUGUGUGAAUGUAUACAGAAAGUGGGCUAAAGCUCGAGCUGAAGCAAAGAAAAGAGCUUCUGAUCGUCCCUUAUCAGAGCAAUGAGUCUUGUUUCCUGCUGGGAUGAAGAAAAAGAGCAGCUGUACAUGUUGUCACUUUUAAUAUGAUGUUUAUAUAUGACCAAUAUCUCCACAGGGUGAAUUUUUGUUACAACCGUGACCUUAAAACCUGAUCAUCAUGUAAAAGAGGAAUAAGAGAUUUCUUUGAACAUUGCUUUUCAGAAAUGCAUGAGACUGUAUUUUUGGUACGCCCAAUAACCAAAUGCUAAUGUCAGAAUGCAAACAUGCUUACAAUGACAAUGUUAACAAGGUACAAAGUAAUUUAUUUAUCAUUUUGCAACACAAGGUUGUAUAAUGGAAUGAAAGUUUGUAGUCCCUUCAUGCUACACACAGAACAUAAUUCAAUUCAAUAAAAUGUUAUUUAUAUAGUGGCAAUUCAUAACAGAAGUUAUCUCAUUGCACUUUUCAUAUAGAGCAGGCCAUGCCCUUACUCUUUAUUAACAGAGACCCAACAAUUCCCACCAUGAGCACUUGGCGAUGGAGGCAAGGAAAACCUUCACCUAUUCAGGUGAAGAUAGGGCCAGAGUUAUCAAGCCAGUGUGUUGUAGAAAACAGGAUGCCUUAGGGAAGUGUAGUAAGUCCAACUUUAUUUUCCAUUAUGAUAAAUGAUAUGUUUGUAAAUAUUCCAAUGGAUAUGGGAAGAACACUGUUUGCAGAUGACAGGGCUGUGUGGAAAAGAGGGAGAAAUGUUGAACACAUAGUUAAGAAAAUGAUAAGGAUUGGAAUGGGGAUCUGAUGUUGCAUCUCUGAAAUAUAUUUAUGUAGCCUUAAUAAGAUCAAGACGGAAGUAUCGUAUACGGAUCAGCAGCAAAAUCUAUGCUAGCAGACCUGGAUGUUAUGCAAGCCCGGGCUCUAAGACUGCACUCCAAGACGAAGCAGGGGUUAUGUCAUUGGGGUUAUGUCGAAACAGCUGGUGGCCAAUUACUGGGAUAACCUCCAACAAAAAGGGUGCUGCAGACAUGUUCUACUCUCACAAUAAGAAUAUCCCACUGUAGUUUUUACCUAUAUACAGUCAGGCUGCUCCUGGCUCAUUCUCAGAUGAGGUACCUCUAGAGUGUUUUGGAGCUUCUCACUACACUCUCCAAAGGUGCUCCACUCGGGUUAUCAGGCCCGAUCUGAGCCAGAUUAGCUUAACCACUGCUCCUCUAUCGUCAGCCACAACAAUACUGUCUCAGCCUCCAGCCAUGUCAGAUCUUCUUCCUUCGUUUGUGCUCCUUUAACUCUCAAGAAUAUGAGGUGCCCUCCAUCGUGAUUGGCCUGGAAAACCUCUUGCCCCAACUUCCACUAGUAGGCACUUCACCUUCCAUCUGUUGUCAGUGCAUUCCUCUACCAGUGUAUUUUGAGAGCUUUUGCUCAAAAGGUUUCUUCCGUCCUCUCUUCCCAUGGGACUGUCAGCAUAGAUUGCUAUGGCAGCAUGCAAGUGUAAAGGUAGCAGAGAAACCUCACAGCCAUAAACCAUAUGUUUGACCGAGAUGAGCUUCUAAUGACGAUGGGAAUGUCAUGAGUUUGACAAAAAAAAAAAAAAAAAAAAAAAAAGAGGGAUUGU